CGACAAGCUUCUCUGUUACAAGAUUCUUUGUUGAAAAGUCGUGAGGGUUCCGGCAAAGGCUGGGCCCGAUGGCUCGGACUUUCGCACUUGUUUCAUUACUGCUUUCAUUCCUCUGCGCCGCAGCGCUUUCCUCGCCUCUGAGCCGCAGGGACUCCGUAUUUGCCAUCGCUAAUCUCUCCGUCGAGGCCGUGCCGCUCAGUCACCGGGUGCAAUACUUCUUCCUCGUCACGCCCGACUCGGCGAUAGGCGCCGACGCCGAAUGUAGCGCCCUGGUGACGAGCCUCAACGAGUCGGUGUGCAGCGUGCCGCCGACGGCGUGCGCCGGGCCCGGGCUGACCUUUGAGUGGCGCCAGCUCGACGACGGCGGCGCCGAGCUGCGCGUCGUGCGCAGCCUGUCGUCGCCGUCCACCCCGGCGCGCCCGCCGCUGCUCGAGGCGGGCGGCCACCGCAUCGGCAGGACCGAGCUGGCCGUCGUGGCCGUCGGCACCGAGUUCGAGCACCAGGCCUACGUUGGCCCGGCAAACUUUUCCAUGUCGGUGAGGGUGCUGGAGGGGGUGGACUGAGGACGGGUCGCGC
Gaeumannomyces tritici R3-111a-1 is the source of this 576-nucleotide messenger RNA. RefSeq lists its product as hypothetical. Lineage: Eukaryota; Fungi; Ascomycota; Sordariomycetes; Magnaporthales; Magnaporthaceae. Bases 69 to 563 code for a protein of 164 amino acids. The record is from RefSeq and is a predicted model, not a curated record. The transcript is spliced from 2 exons.